UACCACUCGGCCAAUUUCAACCCCAGUGCUAGCCCAUGCAGUGUGCCUACCCCCGACUGUUUUCUCCUUACGUCGGUCCUCCCUUGGGAAUUUAAUUUUUCUUCCACUUAUUUUUUUGAUUUUAUUGUCCCGUGAGGUGCAAGUGUGAGUGCUGGGGUUUGGGGGGAUUUUUACGUUUCUGAAACCAUGAGCAACGCCAAGGAGAAGGAGAUUGAGGCGGGAAACGUGCCGGAGGAGGAUGACUACUGCCUUCAACUUCCUCGACCUCUCAGUAUCGAGGAGAAGAAGUAUCUUCUGGCGGUCGAGAGAGGCGACUUGGCUAAUGUCAAACGUAUGCUGCAACUCGCUGCCAGACCCAAUAAAGCGAGAUCCAUCGAUGUUAAUUCUGUGGAUAGUCUCGGAAGGGGUGCCCUGACUCUUGCUAUCGAGUCUGAGAACCUGGAAAUGGUUGAAUUGCUAGUAGUUAUGGGAGUUGACACUCGUGACUCUCUCCUUUACGCAAUUGAUCAGGAGUUUGUGGAAGCGGUUGAGUUGCUCCUAGAGCAUGAGGAACUGCUGAGGAGCUCCGAGCUCAAUCAGCAUUCAGGUGUAAAAGAAAUAACACACAGUUGGCAGAGAAUCGAUCCAGCAGCCGCUCGGUAUCCACCGGAAAUGACACCCCUCGUUCUAGCUGCUCAGAGAAAUAAUUAUGAGAUACUCAAGCUGCUGCUUGACAGAGGGGCCACCCUACCUAUGCCUCAUGAUGUCAGGUGUGGGUGUGAUGACUGUCUUCGUGCUGCAACUGGAGAUCCUCUAAGACUGUCAUCUACCCGAAUUUCCGAAUACAAGGCAUUGGCCAGUCCUAGUUUGAUAGCUUUGAGCUCCCCAGAUCCCCUGAUGACAGCUUUCCAACUCAGUUGGGAGCUCCGUCUGCUCGCUGUGUCUGAACCCGAAAGUCGCGCCGAAUAUCUAAAGCUUCGGAAACAAGUGGAAAAAUUUGCUGUUGAUUUGCUGCAUCAGACCCGCACCACAGCGGAAUUAAAUACAAUAUUGAACCACGACCCAGAGGCAAGCGCAACUGAACCCGGCAAACAACUGGCGAAACUCGAACUCGCUAUACAAUACAAGCAAAAAAGUUUUGUGUCCCACUCACAUAUUCAGCAGCUUUUGGCUGCUAUUUGGUACGAAGGUGUACCUGGGUUUCGAAGGAUGUCCACAAUGCAGAGAAUCGGAAUCGUUAUCAAAACCGCACUCCUUUUCCCAGUUUACUGUCUCAUCUACUGGUUUGCACCGGAGUCCAAGACUGGGAAUCUCAUGCGACGACCUUUCAUGAAAUUCUUGGUUCAUGCGUCAUCCUAUCUCUUUUUUCUUCUUCUCCUGAUGCUGGUCUCCCAGCGAGCCGAGGUCCAGCUGAUCCGUUACCUCGGUACCGAGUCAAUGAAGCGUCAGCUACAAGAGGACCUCCUAAAACAACGAGGAGCGGGUCCCACCCCUUUGGAAUGCCUCGUCGUCAUCUACGUUUUGGGUUUCAUCUGGCAGGAGACCCGCGAGGUUUUCAAUGACGGUCUCCGGGCCUAUCUCCGUGAUCUCUGGAACUUCAUAGACUUCACCAGGAACUCUCUCUACGUGGGUACCUUCCUCCUCCGCUUCGCCGCCUACGUUCAACAGAUGACCGAGAUAAGCAACGAUGAGUCUGCCAGAUUCAUUCCAAGAGAGCAGUGGAGUGACUUCGACCCACAGCUGAUUGCUGAGGGCCUCUUCGCAGCUGCCAACGUCUUCAGUGCCCUCAAACUCGUCCACCUCUUCAGCAUAAAUCCUCACCUUGGACCCCUGCAGAUAUCCCUCGGUCGAAUGGUCAUCGACAUCGUUAAAUUCUUCUUCAUCUACACUCUCGUUCUCUUCGCAUUCGCCUGCGGUCUCAACCAACUGCUCUGGUACUUCGCAGAACUUGAGCAGCGCAAGUGCUACGUGGGGUAUGGCACAGACCCUGAUUGGGAUAUGGCCAGUGAUCCCUGCCUCAGGUGGAGAACAUUCUCCAAUUUAUUCGAGUCCUGUCAGUCCCUCUUCUGGGCGUCAUUCGGUGGCAUUGGCAUCGACAGCUUCGCAUUGACCGGCAUCAAGUCCUACACUCGCUUCUGGGGACUUCUCAUGUUCGGCUCCUACUCCGUCAUCAACGUCAUUGUCCUUCUGAAUCUUCUCAUCGCCAUGAUGAGCAACAGCUACGCAAUGAUUGUCGAACACUCGGACGUUGAGUGGAAAUUCGCGAGGACUAAAUUGUGGAUGAGUUAUUUCGAAGAGUGUGGAACUCUGCCACCGCCAUUCAACAUAUUACCACCCCCUAAAAUAUUCCUCCGGGUCUUUGGUAUGUCCAAAAACCCGAGAGUCGGAAGAAACUCCUCGAGAUACAGAACCAAAGAGCAUAAGUAUGGAUCUGUCAUGAGAGCACUCAUCUGGAGAUACGUCGUCAAUGCUCAUACUGAGCACGAAAUGUCGCCGGUCACUGAGGACGACGUUCAUGAGGUGAAGAGUGAUAUCUCUAGUUGGAGAUGUGAACUCUUGGAUAUUCUGCGGCGCAAUGGUAUGGACAUUGGCUCGGCGAAUGUUAAGGAUAAUGCCGUGUUGGGGAAGAAGAUGAAGGUCUGGGAGAGGAGACUCAUGAAGGACUUCCAGGUGACGGCUCCUGUAGGGCUGGACGAAAAUGGUGAUAUGGACGAGGCUGAACCGACCGAACCCCCGGCUGAUGAGGAAGCAAGAGAGAGAUGGAGACGAGUUGCGAGACUGGCAGUUCUCAAGUCCGCCGAUCGUCGUCGAUCAUGGGGGCAAAUUGUCCAGUGUGCAGUUAAGAGUUCCCAGAUUGGCAAGAGUAACAGCAGGGCAUCGUUGCAGAGCCAGAAGAGUCUCCAGAAGGCGAUGGAGGAGGCCAAAAAAUUGAGAUCCCGAUCCCCCUUACCUGCUGUCAGCCCGAUAAAGCUUCCCACAACUGGAUCCAGUGAUAAUAUUCUUCGAGUGCUCAAGGACAUCAAUGAAGACGACAGGUCACGAUCUCACUCCCCAGGGCAGUUUUCCCCUGACGUGUCACCUGAGGGAACGCUCAACUCGAAGCUGAUGGCUACCACUGUUGGAUAUGAGAAUGAAAAGGGAAGGAAGAGUCCUCAGCCUCUUCUUCCUUUGAAAUCAACGCCUCCAAAGGUUGUUAAAAGAAAAGCACCGGGUCUCGCUGUCUCAGCAGAGCCUGGCAUCGUCGGUGUCACUGCUAGUGCACCCACAACUCGGCCAGGCAGUGCUGCAGACGUCUGCAGGAGACCCACAAGCCCUAAACCGAGACCCAAUACUCUGGAUAAAGUAUCCCCGAGACCCAAAACUCCCCCCAAACUUGUGGUGUCUCCCGAAAAACACAUUCGAGGAGUCAGUCCUCGAAGAGCAGGACCUGGAGGGGAUCCACCCAUUGCCAGGAGUAGACCGAGAGCUCCUGCAGCGCUUACAAGUCCUAAGAAAUUACCCGAGGUAACUGUUAUUCCGAAUACACCUGAUAUGGGACCUCAGAGGGGUGAGGACAAAUGUAGGCUGGUGAAUGUUGAGGCCAAGUCACCGAGAUUCAGAUCGCCGAGACGUGGGGGUUGGUUGUGAGGUUGAGGGGAAGGAAGAAAAUGGCAUAACUUGCCGGUGGAUUUUAGUGAUGUUUUUCACGAAUUUAUUCUUUCCAAAAUAAAAUGUAUGGUUGCAUCCAAAUUCUGAUAUAACAAUUGAAGUAAAAAAAGGAGAUUCCAUUAUACAUAUUAAAAUUUAUUUAUUUUUCUGAUAACUACAUGUAACAGCUCUUACUUAAUUGUUUCUUUCCCUCAGGAUGGAAUAAAAUGUGAUAAACCUAAACUGAA
Diachasmimorpha longicaudata is the source of this 3854-nucleotide messenger RNA. RefSeq names its product transient-receptor-potential-like protein (gene trpl). Gene Ontology annotation, molecular function: store-operated calcium channel activity; protein binding; inositol 1,4,5 trisphosphate binding. NCBI's taxonomy places the organism in Eukaryota, Metazoa, Arthropoda, Insecta, Hymenoptera, Braconidae. The transcript is spliced from 8 exons. The record is from RefSeq and is a predicted model, not a curated record. The coding region runs from base 187 to 3606 and encodes 1139 amino acids. Gene Ontology annotation, cellular component: cation channel complex; plasma membrane. Gene Ontology annotation, biological process: regulation of cytosolic calcium ion concentration; calcium ion transmembrane transport.